Molecule: messenger RNA, 1981 nt
Organism: Exophiala xenobiotica
Lineage: Eukaryota; Fungi; Ascomycota; Eurotiomycetes; Chaetothyriales; Herpotrichiellaceae
Exons: 3
Coding region: 1-1950 (649 amino acids)
Source: RefSeq, a predicted model, not a curated record
AUGGCAACCAAAACUGAUACGAGGCUCUUGUUCGUCCCCUAUCGGCCCUCGCGCUCUGCCACUGUCAAACACCAUUUCUCCACGACCGAUGCCGACGUAUCGCUGCAGAAGCAUGCAGCCCGGGAGUAUCAUAGGAAAGCCAAACUGGAAAGACUUGCGAAAGCGCUUUCCCACGCGGCGCCACAACGUCAAGGUUGCAUGCCAUCGAAGCAAGCAUCCCAUGGCGAGGCUGAAAAUGCAGGGUCUGAAUCCAACUCUCACGCCAGUGCGUCCGCUCGCCGGAACCUGCCAGGCAGGAACACGAACGCUUUCCGAAUGCGCGGAAGCCGCGUGAUCAACAACUAUCCGUCUUUACGAGACGUAGGCGUUGGCCAGAUGGACCCUUUCAACGUGCUCGUGCUUGGGGACAAGCCUCGGUACGUCCAGGAGAUGCUAGAUCAUGCGCUCACAUACCAAUGGCCGUCGUUUUGCUGCUCCACGAUCCCCGGCACGGUGGGCGAAAUGAAGCACGCCGUGCUCGCCAGCACCAUGCGAUCACCCGCGGCCUACUACACGAUCGUCUUUGCCAGCGCCGCGCACAACGCCUUCCUCCACACCGGGAUGCCGGUCAUGCAGGAGAACAGAGUCCUCCGACUGACGUACAAGUCCCUCGCGAUCAAGGCCGUGCGGCAAGAAAUCGCGUCUGUCGGUGCCAACAUCAACAACGUCACGGACGAGUUGUUGCUCAGCAUGGCCAUCCUGGCGGCCCAUGAUUUGGGCGACACAUUGGCGCCUCGGUCGGACGUGGCCGCGACCGAAAGAGAAGACUCGACUCUCUUGACGGCGCAGAAUUUCCACUUCUACGGCACCAUGGACUUUGAAAUGGCACACCUCGACGCCAUUCGCGCGUUGAUCGAGAAGAGAGGAGGCUUUCUGACGUUGCAGAUCGAUUUCCUGUCCAAUUUCAUUGCAAUAGCCGAUUGCAUCGUGGCCUUCAGACGCCUUUCCGCUCCGACUUAUCCAAUGCGUAUCCCGACCUCGGUCUUGCAAGCCAUGUGGCCGCCCGGAAAACCCGACGAACAAACCCUCCGUCCGUUCCUGCGCGACUUGGCCACCGGGUUCGACAGCUUACCAUUACCGCUAGGUAGCCCAUUACAAUUACAACGAUCCCAAUCAUCCUCUUCGUUCUCAUCAUCAUCAUCCUCGACCUCAACCUCCUCGAACACUAGUAUGCACGCACUGUACGAGGCCUUUUUCCAAGUCAUACCCAUGAUCCGCAAACUCUCGAUCAGCUACGACCUCUACCUACGCAAGGACGACUCGGCACCUCCGUUCCCCUUCAUCAUGUGGGGCAGGAACUGUCUGAUCCACGAAUGUCUGUCCCUUCCGGACAUGAGUGGCAGGUCCAGGUCUGCGGGGGCGGCAGUGGCAGCAUCUCCUCGGGCUCCUGAGUUACUAGGACUCACCGCGGACUCCUGCCAGUAUGAGCUGUGCCGCCUGGGCACGUUGGGGUACAUGUUGCUCGUGCUGUUCCCGUAUCCGCGCGUCUCCGGCCUACAUUUGAAGCUGGCCCAACGCAUCAGUCAAGCCGUGGAGGACUAUGUGACCACCACUACUAGUAAUGAUCAAGGCCUGUAUCAGCACCAGCAACAGCACCAGCAGCACCAGUAUCAGCAGCAACAACACCAGUAUCAACAUCAGCACCAGCACCAGCAGCAGUGCUGUCCAGACCUAUUGCUUUGGGUCACCGUGAUCGGUGGCGUCCUUUCCGACCCGACUUCUUUCAUGAGAUCUUGGUUCGAGGAAUUCUUCGUCCAAACAAUCUCGACCGACAGGCCCGCUCUCCGUGCAAGCUGGGCUGCAACCAAGGACGUCUGUGCGAAGUUCCUAUGGUUUGAGAGCGAUGACUGUGACGGCGAGGGACAAGUGUUCUGGGCGGAUGCAAUGGCAACGCGCUUGACAGAAGUCUAGGUCUGGUCCCGCCCUUGGUAUUAAGACAGAC